AGUGGACUCUGGCAGACCAAGCCGCCACGGCGACGAGUCCCCUCGCCGUCACUCGCGUGGCCAUGCGUUGCUCACUGUGGUCCGUACCAUCUUACGAACGCCACUGUAACCGUUGUACGUGAUUUUACCUGCACGUCACAAUGUUUAAAAUAUAAAAUUGCCGGAGGACAGUUUUCCCCGUGGAAUUUCCCCGGUGCGCCCCAAGUCCCAAGUGACUACGAAUUUUUUUGCAAAAUUCAGGCCGAUUAAAAAAAAAAAUUUCUGGUAAAAAAAGUGCUGGUGAAAAAAAUGAUAGUGAUAGUUCACCGAUAGUGAUGUUCACGAUUGUUCGCGAUGCACUCGCGAGAGUGGAAGCGAAUCGCGAAAUUUGUGGCCUCGCGGAGUGAUGGGAUAAAGGGUGGGAAUAUCGAUGAACAGGGGAAGUACAGUAGUUAUGGGAAAUUUUGCGGACGAUUGUUGUGAUAAAAUAUGUGUUGAGUGUUACGACGUAUUGUGUGAGUGAUAUUUUUUUUUUCUUUCAUGAUUUUAGUCUCCAGUGCUUCGGAAAUUCAUGGACAUUUCAUGAGGUACCGUGGGGACGCAAAAGAAAGGAAACGCAACUUAACUGAUGAGUGGAAACAUGCCGUCAGGACCCAAAUACCGGAUUAGGAAACUGCACACAGGGCCGAACGGCCCUGUGCAACUACUCAGGAAGAGGAAAACAGGAUUUAUUAAAAUAUAAAUAAAUCCCCCGGAAAUUUACCAAGUGGCGUUGAUCCGGCCAGGUGAUUAGGUUCUACGGCCCUAUUGCUGGCCUGGCCAGCUACUAUGCAAAUUGCAGCUCUUCGUAUUGCUAUUGCGGUGGUUUGGUUGACCGCAUUUAUGUGGUUGCGGUUCACAGCUGCCAGUAAUAUUACCCUUUCAAUAGCGUCCAGAAAUAUUGAAGAGCAUUCAUUGAGGGACCACAAUCCCCAUCGAAUUAUAGAAAAGCGCAGUCCCUCCUUCGGAUUGACAUACCGAGAGAUCCAGAGUGUUUUGCGGCGCGAGGGCGGCGAGGGCGGAAGUCCCGUGGAGUGUUGUCCCACGGUUGAAGAGAUGAUUGAACCCACGGGUGGAAGGAACCGCCAGGGAGCCGGUGUUGAGCUCUACCGUCACCUGGAGAUUGCCCAGAGAUUCCACGAAUACUCGUGCCGCCCCGACGUUCUCGACAAGCCCUGCAGAUUUGUGGACAAGAAGCUUAUGAACCAGACGAGAUGUGUCCAAAAAUUUUCCUACUCCUACGCUAUCGUUGGAGAUCCUUCGGAAUUGCAUCAGUGGAAAAUCGACAGACUGGAGCAUCCACAUCGUCACAAAGACCAUCACGUACUUUUUCUCGGUUCAGGUUCGCCAUGGCGACUGGAUCACAUACGGGUACGAAGUGGUUGCAGUUGUGAAGUCUUCCCCAAGCCGAAGAAAAAAAAAGCGACAGGACUGAGGUCUAAAAAAGUAAAAAGUAAGAUGAGAAAGCCACGAGAGGAGGAUUUCUCAUGAAGUUAGUUAGUUUUUUUUUUAAAUAAUAAGAAAUGGGAUAAAUUGUUACCAAUGAAUAUACUAAUGAAUAUUAUGAGAUGACAUUAGGAUAUCUAUAGUUGGAAAUUAUUCUAUUAUUUAUUUACCGAGAAGGAUGUAAUUUACGAUUAUUUUGUUUCAUUCUACGAGUACUACAUGACAUGGAAUGAACAGCUCUUCAUUCUGCUUCGAAAUGUGAAGAUGGACAGUAGUUAAGAUAAUUUUAAUGCGAUUCAGUGCGAUUAAUUCACCGUGGCCAGUUUUUACUGUUAACGUUUUGUAUAUGAAAUUCAUGUAUUCAUGUAUGUAAUUAGCAUAUUAGUUUGGAGAUUGUAGAUUCCAUGAGAACUACGUGAGGAGUUUUUUACCCUGGGGGUUGGACGAUGUAAUAGUAGUUUCCUAGAUUGAAAUGAUACAAUUAGUUUGAAAUAAUAGAGAAAUUGAUAUUCAUUCGUCUUGCAGGACUGACUAAAUUGAGUACAAUAUUGUUUGCAGUGCUACAACGCCAGAUAUUAUUGCUAAAACUCAGUACAUUAUUUACGCUAGUUAAAUAAUACAAUUGUCCAUUACUAUAAUGUAAUUGAAAGUCAAUAUUUAUUUAGCAACUCGUUGAAGGUGUUCCCACGAUAUUACGCUUUUUUUGCAUUGAAAAAUGUUCCAAAAGAGAGUCUCAUGGACUUUUCCAGAUUAUUUUAUUUCGCAAAUCAAUAAAUAUAUUUUCGUAUUUUUGGAA
Messenger RNA from Diachasmimorpha longicaudata, 2260 nucleotides. RefSeq lists its product as uncharacterized. Gene Ontology annotation, molecular function: growth factor activity; Toll binding. The record is from RefSeq and is a predicted model, not a curated record. Gene Ontology annotation, biological process: central nervous system formation; innate immune response. Gene Ontology annotation, cellular component: extracellular region. Lineage: Eukaryota; Metazoa; Arthropoda; Insecta; Hymenoptera; Braconidae. Bases 808 to 1509 code for a protein of 233 amino acids. The transcript has 5 exons.